Molecule: messenger RNA, 1639 nt
Organism: Panicum virgatum (switchgrass)
Lineage: Eukaryota; Viridiplantae; Streptophyta; Magnoliopsida; Poales; Poaceae
Product: cytochrome c oxidase subunit 2
Exons: 2
Coding region: 482-1264 (260 amino acids)
Biological process (GO): ATP synthesis coupled electron transport
Cellular component (GO): membrane
Molecular function (GO): cytochrome-c oxidase activity; copper ion binding
Source: RefSeq, a predicted model, not a curated record
UGUUGGCAAAAAAUAAGGGGGGAUCCACUUUUUAACAUACUUUUUCGUAUUUCCGAAUGGUGCUGAAUAGUCAUUCAACUGAUGCGGAGAAUCUCGUCUACUUUGAAAGUCUUAAACGAUGUGUUUAUCUGUCUUUCUUGAAAAAAGUAACAAAAUUCGUCGAGUUCCAAAGUUUUGAUAAAUCUAGUUUGUGUUCAGUCUUAUGUGCUCAUAACUCUGCCUUUCGUUAGAAAAUAGAAAAACCAACGAAAAAUCAAGUCUCAUGUUGCUCCUAAGAAAACGCGUAUAAUAGUCUCAUUGGCCUUCAUGGGACAAACAACGCGGAAGUGUAUGUGUUAUGAGGCUGCUAGCAUUUCGUUUUGUCAUUUAAGUUCGUGUUCGAAUGUUCUUGAACUUCUUCGUUUCGUUGGUAGAACCAACGACGACCAAAAUCCAAGUCUCCCUUUUUUGGGAGCAGAGCUGAAAAAGAUGGGAAAUUCCAAUGAUUCUUCGUUCAUUAGAAUGUCGAUUCCUCACAAUCGCUCUUUGUGAUGCUGCGGAACCAUGGCAAUUAGGAUCUCAAGACGCAGCAACACCUAUGAUGCAAGGAAUCAUUGACUUACAUCACGAUAUCUUUUUCUUCCUCAUUCUGAUUUUGGUUUUCGUAUCACGGAUGUUGGUUCGCGCUUUAUGGCAUUUCAACGAGCAAACUAAUCCAAUCCCGCAAAGGAUUGUUCAUGGAACUACUAUCGAAAUUAUUCGGACCAUUUUUCCUAGUGUCAUUCCAUUGUUCAUUGCUAUACCAUCGUUUGCUCUGUUAUACUCAAUGGACGGGGUAUUAGUAGAUCCAGCCAUUACUAUCAAAGCUAUUGGACAUCAAUGGUAUCGGACUUAUGAGUAUUCGGACUAUAACAGUUCCGAUGAACAGUCACUCACUUUUGACAGUUAUACGAUUCCAGAAGAUGAUCCAGAAUUGGGUCAAUCACGUUUAUUAGAAGUUGACAAUAGAGUGGUUGUACCAGCCAAAACUCAUCUACGUAUGAUUGUAACACCCGCUGAUGUACCUCAUAGUUGGGCUGUACCUUCCUCAGGUGUCAAAUGUGAUGCUGUACCUGGUCGUUCAAAUCUUACCUCCAUCUCGGUACAACGAGAAGGAGUUUACUAUGGUCAGUGCAGUGAGAUUCGUGGAACUAAUCAUGCCUUUACGCCUAUCGUCGUUGAAGCAGUGACUUUGAAAGAUUAUGCGGAUUGGGUAUCCAAUCAAUUAAUCCUCCAAACCAACUAAACCGGGGAAGCUGAAGCGGAAAUGCAAUUCUCGGGUGAGGGAAGGGGGAAGCCCCUGGAAGGCUUCGCUCGCUCGCUCAAAAAGCUCUAACGCUCGUUUACGAGUGGAGUGCAUAAGCCCUUAUUGAAGUAGGGCGAGGCCUUACUACACGAGCUCGUAAGUCAAGCACGGAACGAGCCUUGUCUACGAAGCUUCGCUUCAUCAUCUUGCUUGCUUCUGGCGAAGCUUAACGCACUAUAACAUAGGCAUGCAUGAUGGUAUGGUAGGAAGACUCCGACCACUACAUAGGAGCGACAGAAAAGAAAGCCAAGCCGUCAAAAGGAAAGGUGAGCAGCCCUUAUUGCAAUAGCAAACGGCCUACUUAUAGCCCUAUUA